AUGUCUCCCAACAUCAACAUCAACGCGGUCCCAUGCGGCGAUGCCUCCCACUCCGCCGUCUCCUCGAUCACCGGCCUCGAGAUGCACAUCCGCGCCAACUGCAAGAUCCCCAAGACCGGCAAGCAAGUCAAAGACGGCCGCUACUGGACCUUGCAAACCUCCCACCAGCCCAACGCCAUCGACGCAGGCAUGCUCGACGCCUUUCACCAGUCGGCUCUGGAUGCCUGGAAGAAGGGACUGUACCCGAAGGAGGCCGGAGUCAAACUCGGCGGUAACUACGGGGUCAUGUCGAUGAAGGAAGAGACCGAGUCCGACGACGAUUGGGAGAUGGUCGACAAGAAGGAUGCCGAGGAGGAGGAGGUGAAAUCGGCGAGUGGAAAGCAUGUUCACUGCCUCCGCUCUGGACUGCAGUAG
Messenger RNA from Fulvia fulva, 414 nucleotides. RefSeq lists its product as uncharacterized. The transcript is spliced from 3 exons. The coding region runs from base 1 to 414 and encodes 137 amino acids. The record is from RefSeq and is a predicted model, not a curated record. NCBI's taxonomy places the organism in Eukaryota, Fungi, Ascomycota, Dothideomycetes, Mycosphaerellales, Mycosphaerellaceae.